AUGGGAAGAGACAAAGCAAAAGUCAAAGGCAAAGGCAAAGCGUCGGAUUCAAAUGAGUUGACAGAAAUGGGGGUUGACAUGAAGGGUAUAAAAGAUAGAAUAGACAAGAUUUUGCAAAUUGCUUCUGAAAGAGAGCUUUGGAAACAAAAGGAGAGCGACAUGAGAGUACUAGCGGUGGACACGUCGAAUAUGACCGGGGACGAGCUUCAAGUUAUUUUGGCGAUGAAGGAGGAAGUGAAAAAACAUUACUCAAAUCCCUCCCUCACAACGUUUGCAGCUUCUCACACCGGCGACCCUUCUCCAAUCUCCGCUCCAGACAUCCGAUCGCCGGCGCCGGCGCCGGCUACUGACUUCUCCUUCUACGAUACUUGGAUCGUGUGUUCAUCAUCAUCUCCAAGCCAAAGGGGUGUGUCAAAUUCAAUGGUGGAGAUCAUCUCAAUUGUUGUUAUUAUUACCACACUGCUACUUGUCCGAAUUCUUUAUGUUAUAUCUCACAGUAGUAAACCCAUCUGUAACACUUCUUCAAAACAUUUGAGUACUCUUAUUGUUUUGGGUUCAGGGGGACACACAGCAGAAAUGAUAAAUUUGUUAUCUGUUAUGCAAAAUGAUCGAUUUGCUCCAAGAUUUUACAUUGCUGCAGUAACCGAUAACAUGAGUCUUCAAAAAGCGCGUGUUUUUGAGAACACUUUGGCUGAUAAGAUAAGUUUGCAGGUGUCAGAUUCGACCAAAUUUAUGCAAAUCUAUCGAAGCCGUGAAGUGGGACAGUCAUAUAUUACCUCAAUCGGGACAACAUUAUUUGCUUUAUGCCAUGCUUUGUGGCUCAUGCUCAAAAUCAGACCUCAAGUGAUUCUAUGCAACGGUCCCGGUACUUGUAUUCCCUUAUGUGCCAUCGCAUUUAUUUUCAAGGUUUUGGGAAUUAGAUGGUCGUAUAUUUUCUAUGUGGAAAGUAUUGCAAGAGUGAAAAGACUAUCGCUUAGUGGUUUGCUUCUUUACAAAUUACACAUGGCUGAUCAGUUGUUUGUGCAAUGGCCACAAUUACAAAAACAAUAUCCUCGAGCUCAUUAUGUGGGGCGUCUUAUGUAACCCAAUUUGUUUUCUAUAAGUGACUUAAUUCAAAAAGACAUUUAAGUGUAUACAGUGUUUAAAAUAGAG
Messenger RNA from Lactuca virosa, 1152 nucleotides. The record is from the annotation of a GenBank genome assembly. Lineage: Eukaryota; Viridiplantae; Streptophyta; Magnoliopsida; Asterales; Asteraceae.